UAAUUUGGUUUUUCCCAAUCGGGAACGUCUGUGUUGGAAAAACGUAUUUUCUGUUUUUUGGUACGUGUUAAUAAAGCGAUGUCAACUUCUCAAUCUCGCAGAAAGUAAAAACGCAAAUAGAUGUUCAUUUUUGCUAACGAUAUUUUGGAAGUUUUGGAGAGUUUUCGUCAUUUGUCUUAAAAGAAACAUCGAUAAGACCAGUCAGGAAAAGUGCGCUGGAAUGAAUUUGUGCUAAAGUAAGGUACCAGAUAAACACGCCGAUUUGGUCAAGAGGUUAAAGCUGAAAAAUUUAUAAAUGCGGCACAUUUGUCCCCAACUCGUUAUACUUGUACGACAUGUCUCCGUUAUCGAUAAUAUUCGUUUCUGCUUUGCUGAUCGCUGCAAUUGGUCCGUAUGAUGCGGUGGGAGUCUCGCCAGUUAAAUGUCAACCCGACGAAUUCCAUUGCUUGACAAACACGUGUAUUCCGAAAUCUUUGGAAUGCAACGAUGUCGAUGAUUGUGGCGACGCUUCCGACGAAACGACAGACUAUUGCCGAGCUCGAAAACACGGCCGUUGUCAUUUCCCUGGCGAUACUUGUGUCGACCCACCUCACCCGUAAAUGUGCUACCCAGAUUUAUCUUCAACAAUAACACAUUUAGAUGGACAACUACAGCGUCUCUGUAAAAUCAUUGUUGAAUGAAUAGAGUUUCAUUUUUUAGUGACCUGUUGUAAUUUGAUUACAAACACAUGUAAAAGUAAUAAAGAAAAAGUAGUACUCUC
Molecule: messenger RNA, 760 nt
Organism: Cylas formicarius (sweet potato weevil)
Lineage: Eukaryota; Metazoa; Arthropoda; Insecta; Coleoptera; Brentidae
Product: kunitz-type protease inhibitor 1-like
Exons: 4
Coding region: 336-599 (87 amino acids)
Molecular function (GO): protein binding
Source: RefSeq, a predicted model, not a curated record